Messenger RNA from Cuscuta epithymum, 761 nucleotides. Lineage: Eukaryota; Viridiplantae; Streptophyta; Magnoliopsida; Solanales; Convolvulaceae. The record is from the annotation of a GenBank genome assembly.
CCUACAUACGCUGCUUUCACAGAUCAAAACGAGAAAAUGGACGACGACUUUGCAAAAUUGCCUGAGGAAUGUAUCUCUGAAAUUCUUUCCUUAACUUCGCCGGUGGAUGUAUCGGCAUUUUCUAUCAUUUCUAAGCGUUUCAAAUCAGCAUCCGACUCUGACAAUGCUUGGAGCAAAUUUGUGCCCUCCGAUAUUGACGACAUCAUUUCCAAAUCAUCCACUCCCUUCCCCCUUGAAUCUCCGCCCACCAAGAAGCAGCUGUUUUUUAGCCUCUCCGGGUUUUCUUUCGUCCUUGAAGAAGGCAAAAAGGUAUUUUAUCUAGACAAGCAUACAGGCAAGAAAUGCGUUAUGAUUUCAGCAGCGGAACUUGAGUUCAGUGGGGCGAAUGUUUCUAAUCAGUUGCUAACCACAUAUGAUCCACAUGCCAGGUUUAAGGAGGUAGCAAAACUGACUUUAUACAAAGGUGUGUUUGACAUUACUUUGAAAAUGACAAGUCAGUUGUUAUUAUCCAAGGAAACACAUUACUCGUGUUAUUUGAUGUACAAAAUGGAAGAUGCGCGCAGCUACUGGGAUGACGCGCGAUUCAAGUGAUUAUAGCCAUCUAACACUUGCCGAUGGGUGACUUUAUAAAUGGAGUUCAUGGCCUUUGGUGUCUUCUAUGGCCGCACAAUUUAAUUAAAGAAGCAAGACCUUUGGUGUCUUCCACGGCCAUUUGUUUAUCACUUUAUUCAAGAAAUGGAAGCCUAAGAGGCGAGUCGGCU